ACUGUCCCUGAACGCACCGCGAAGUGAGAUAGGUCGGUGCGGUAGAGAUAAUACUUUCGUUUUCUUGAGAGCAGUCAACUGCUUAAGACAAUGGGCGUUUUGUGUUGGAUAAGUUCUUAAAUUAAUGAUAAAAACGUGACGAAGCUGGCGAUUUCCUUGGCAAUGUUACCACAAUGAUAAUUUUCACCUUAACUUAUAAAUAGUGGCGAACGGUGGUCGGAAGAGGACCACGGAGCUGUAUUGUUGAGCCAGUUCAGGCUUUUUACUGUCCCUGAACGCACCGCGAAGUGAGAUAGGUCGGUGCGGUAGAGAUAAUACUUUCAUUUUCUUGAGAGCAGUCAACUGCUUAAGACAAUGGGCGUUUUGUGUUGGAUAAGUUCUUAAAUUAAUGAUAAAAACGUGACGAAGCUGGCGAUUUCCUUGGCAAUGUUACCACAAUGAUAAUUUUCACCUUAACUUAUAAAUAGUGGCGAACGGUGGUCGGAAGAGGACCACGGCAUGGAGCUGUAUUGUUGAGCCAGUUCAGGGACACGCACCCCAAGCUCAUAUUUUUCUAUAACUUGCAUCUUCAUUUCAAAGGCUGCUGCUCACUGCUCGAUCGCCGUCUACUUGGGUUGCCUCUCUGGUCUGCACAUACGCACGCAAAGUGGAAUGUUGUCGCCGUCUUACUGGGAAAAGUGGCAUUCAGCAGAAGAGUGAAGAAGACUGCGCUCAUUUACCAUGAGCUGUUUGGAUGUUAUGUACCCAGCCUAUGGACAUUACGCCUCGUACGCAGCCAACACUCCUGCUUUCAUCAACACACGACAGACUCCCUCUGGUGUGAACAGCACCUCACCUCCGUGCCGGGAUUUUAUGGACAAUCCCAGGUGUGCUGAGGGAAUGUCCGCCGUCCAGGGCACCGUGGGCGGAUCGGCGACCUCGUCUUCUUCAUCAGCGUCAUCUUCUUCUUCUUCCUCCUCUUCCUCGUCGUCCUCCUACACACCGGCUGCCCCGCGCCCUGACGAGGGCCCCAAGGACAAGCAGGAGGGCCCCGAGGCAGAGUAUCUGAGCUCGCGCUGUGUACUCUUCACCUACUACCAGGGGGACAUCAGCAGUGUGGUGGAUGAGCACUUCUCUCGGGCACUAAGCUCCUACAUGGACGGGGAGGGGAAGAGGCGGGCUUCGGAGCAACAGGUUGCCGCUACCCCAGACACGCCUUCGCCGAGCAGCCGACGAAGCUUCCCUCCAUCCUUCUGGGACAGUAACUACUCAUCGCCUCAAAGUCGCGCACACUGUGAGACAGCAGCUCCUUCCUAUUCCAUGGACCCCUACGCGUCAGGGCUGCACCCUGGCCUGCCUCAUCCGCACGCUCACCCUCACCCACACCCACACGCUCACCCUCACUCACACCCCCACCCAGCAGAGAGCUGGGGAUACACCCAAGCUCAGGCCUAUGGGCCCCCGAGGCCUCUCCAUGAACUGUACUCGCCCUCCGCUUUGGAGCCCCACUACGGGCCACUGCUCAUGCCUGCCGUUCGGCCGGCCCACCUGCCUACCUUGCCGAGCCACUACGAAGUAAGCAAGUUGGAACCCACGGCGUCCUGGCCCGGCCUGCUCCCCCCGGGAGAUGUGAGCCAGACACUAGCCCUCAACAUGGAUGCAGGCUUGCAGCAGCACAAGAAAGGCAAAGAGCUCUACUGGUUUUAACGAGGCCCACAUUGACCACAGCCAAUUAGUCCCUGGACCGUCUUCGCUAUUGAACAAGCAUCUCUUCUUUAUCCCAUGCAUUGGAUUCAUUCAUACACAUACACACAUGUGCAAAACCACCUGGCCUCCUCUUACAGGAUGCAGCCUAGCUCUAGGUGGAUGUGAGUGCACCAUGGAGAUAACACAUAAUCUGGACCGCCUUCGCCAUGUCCCUCUCCCGGGGCAGAGCCUGGCAUGGGUGGGACGCCAUGUUGGACCCAGAAAAAUAGACUUCAGCUGAUCGAGGGAUGGACCUAGGGGGAGGGGAUUGUUCCAAUGUGCCUGGUUAUCUCCAUUUCAUUCUUUUGUUUGUUGCUGCAUCCACCAAUAAAUCAGACGAGAAAUGGAGAUUUUUACUUUUUGACUGACAUGGUGUCAUUUCUAUUUAUUUGUGUUUAUUUUAUUGAAUUGUUUGCUUUAUAGGCCAGUGCUUCUGCAAUGAUUGUGGUUGGGGUUCUCCAAGUGACCACACAAGAUGUAUAAUGUGGCCAUUGUGCUCUUAAGGGGGAAAGUGUUUAUCAGGGGUAAGAGAAAAUGUGUUCUUUGGAUUUUUUUUUGCUUUUUUUUUCUCCAUAUGCUCAAUAAGUACUCUCUCAUUUGUGUGUUAUUCUCUUGAUUUAUUUUUGUGUCCAAAAAGAUUGUGAUGUCAAUAAAU
This is a messenger RNA of Corythoichthys intestinalis (scribbled pipefish), 2380 nucleotides long. It is a transcript of the gene vgll2b, whose product is annotated as vestigial-like family member 2b. The transcript is spliced from 5 exons. Bases 721 to 1686 code for a protein of 321 amino acids. Gene Ontology annotation, cellular component: nucleus. Lineage: Eukaryota; Metazoa; Chordata; Actinopteri; Syngnathiformes; Syngnathidae. The record is from RefSeq and is a predicted model, not a curated record. Gene Ontology annotation, biological process: regulation of transcription by RNA polymerase II.